AUGGUGCUCAGCGCAAUCUUGCCUCUACUCCUUUGUUUUUCCACGGUAGAAUGUGCGAGACAAAGGAAACCUCCAACCACUUUUGGCUUACAGAAUAUCGACCAACUUGCAGCUAAAGGAAAUUAUAGUGUCACAAACUAUGAAGUGAUCACUGAGGAUGGAUACAGCCUUUGGAUCUUCAGGAUUGGCAACAAUACUGGUCCUCCAGUUCUUAUGCAGCAUGGGAUAAUGGUCGCUGCAGAUCAAUGGAUAACUCGAGGUCCCAAAAGAGACCUUGCAUUCAUGCUUUUGGAAGAAGGUUUUGAUGUUUGGCUUUCAAAUCAAAGAGGAACAAUCUUCAACCAACGUCAUUUGAAAUACUCUAAGUUUGAUCCUAGAUUCUGGAAUUUCAGCUUUCAUGAAUCUGGUUACUAUGAUAUUUCUGCUGUCAUAGACUUCAUAUUAGCAAUUCGAGGAAAAGAAAAACUUUUUUACAUCGGGCAUUCCCUAGGUACAACUGUCUUCCUUGUUAUGGCCUCCACAAGACCUGAGUAUAAUGAUAAGAUACGUGCAGCUGUCUUAUUAUCACCAAUUGCCUACCCACCAGAUUUGGAUGAGAUGACACCUCCACUCCAGUUGGCUAUAAAAAAUGCUGAUUUCCUAUACUUUAUACUAUCACUGACAGGACAACUUGAGUUUGGCCAUAGAAACGCUUUUAAUGUUUUUGCACUACGGGAAUUUUGCACAAGGCUAAAUUUCUUGCGAGAAAUCUGUCUAGAUAUAGCAAUGGAUGCUGCAGGGGAGCAUCGGAGUAAUUUGGAUAAAGAAGAAUGGGACAACUUUUUGCCUUUUUACGGAGCAGGAACUUCACUGAAAACAUUGCGACACAUUGGCCAAGUGUAUGCUUCAGGGGAAUUUAAACAGUUUGACUAUGGGAAGAGGAUGAACCUGAAAAAGUAUGGGAAUCCUAGACCACCAGACUACCCUUUGGAUCGAGUAACAGCUCCAGUAGCAAUGUACUGGGGAUACAAUGAUCCUUUGUUGUCUGUAAAGUCUGUAGAAAAACUGUUAUCUGCUCUACCAAAUGUAUUAUACAGCAAACCUGUAGAUGACCCUUUAUUCAACCACAUCGACAUGUGCUUGGGCAAUAAUUCUAACAUUGUCUUGUUUCCCGAUAUCAUAAACCAGUUAAAAUCUCUCUCUGUAUGA
Molecule: messenger RNA, 1188 nt
Organism: Nezara viridula (southern green stink bug)
Lineage: Eukaryota; Metazoa; Arthropoda; Insecta; Hemiptera; Pentatomidae
Source: the annotation of a GenBank genome assembly